AUUCAGUUUUGUAGUUUUGUUUUUGUCCCUUAAUCCAACUCUGCCUUCUCUCUGCAAAACCCAACCGACUAGUUUUCCUUCUCCUCCCCCCUCUCUUGCCAGAUCUAGAUUGUUUUCUGAUCUGGAUCUCUGGUUUGAGAGUUGGGGGAGCGAUUAAUCUUCCAUUUUUCUUCUUCUAGAGGGUUUUUGUAUCUCUCUUUGGGUUUGUUUUUUUUCGUUUUCUUUCCGUCUACCAUCUUGGGUAGUUUUGCUCGAAGCUCGUCUCCGUUUCUUGGCAGAUUUGGUUCGAUGUUUUGAAAGUGAUGUUUGCAUUAACCUCUGGAAAUCUGAUGGUUGGAACAUCGAAUUAGAUAUGGGUCCUUCCUUUGCACUUUCAAUUUUGUCGAAUUUGGUUGAUCAGCUACUCUGCAGUGGUGCGGAGGUCUCAUUCUUCUUGUCAGCUGUUGCAGAUCAUCCGGAUUGGUUCUCAAUGGAGAUUCAUCAUGGAGGCAGGUUCUAUAGGUUGGGUAGUGGUAGUAGGCAGUACAAGGGAGGUGAGGUAGUGUAUGUUGAUAGAUUAGAUCCUGAUAAGAUUUCCUAGCCAGAUUUGAAUAUCUAUGCUGAAGACUUGGGUUAUAGAGAACCCCCAAUUAUGUAUUGGUUUUUGUUACCUGGAAGUAUUCAGGGAGAAGGUUGGUUACCAAUAUGUGAAGACAAAGAUGUGUUAGAUAUGUUGAAGUUUAUGCCAAGUAAUCGGAUAUUGCAGAUUUACAUUGUUGGGGGAGGUGUAAGAAAAAAAAAGGAAGCUGAGUUAGAGGAUGAGGGUGGGGGUUCUCCUAAAGAAGUUGAUCACCAAAAGUAUAUUGGCAAUGUGGUAGAAGACUUGGAAGAAGUGAUUGAUGGUGAUCUUGGUGUGACAACUUUACAUGGGGCAAAGGUUUCAAGUAAGGCAAGUGGAAAGAGAAACAAGGGAGGUAGGCCAAAGAAUAAGAAGGAUGUGGUUACUCACUUGACAAACCAGUUUAUAAAUGUCAAGGCUAGUGAGACAAUUGCAGGUGAUAAUCUAGUGGCUGAAAAUAGAAAGAGACCUAGAAUGAAGCAAAAAGCAUGCAAGAUGAAGAAGAAAUCCAGACCAUAUGAAACCAGAUUUAUGGGGGAAAAAAGUUUUGCUGAAGUAGAAGGCAUUCAAGAAGAACCUGAAUCUUCUGAUAGUGAUGAUCCGAAUUUUGAAGAUCUAGUAGAUAGUGACUACGACCUUGAUGAUAAUGAUGAUGAGUUUCUGUUUAAGGCCAAUGCCGAUGGUGACCCUGAUGCUAGUCAUGAGUUCAAUGAAAUGGGAUUUGCGGGUGACAUUUCAGAUGGAGAAGGUGAAGAUUCUGAGAAGUUUGAUAGUGGAACUGAUUCAACAGCAACUGAGGAUGAAGAAGAAAGAAUUCAAAGUGGGCAAAGGAAAAAGAAGAAAAGGUGGUCCAAAUGGAGAGAAUUCCAAAAAGAAGACAUGAAGAAUCCUCAAUUUGAGCUCGGCAUGUCAUUUCCAAAUUCAGAUGUGUUCAAGGAUGCUGUUAGGGUGUUCUCAGUGAAGACAAAAAAAUUGCUCACAUUUAAAACCAAUGAUAGGAAAAGGGUGGAGGUGGUGUGCAUAACAAGUGAAGGCUGUCCAUUUAGGAUUUGGGCUUCUGUUAAUGGCAAAGUUUCACCUACAUUCUACAUAAAGACAAUAAACAUGGAGCACAAAUGCAGUCAGUUGACCAGAAAGAACUAUCAUUGCAAUGCUCCAUUUAUUGCUAAAGGUUACAUCGAUUCUUUCAUGGUAGAUAAGAAUUGGUCAAGGGAAGGCAUACAAGCUGCUGUGCAAAGAGAUUAUGGUAUGACACCCGGUUACCAGAUGUGUUACAGGGCUAAAAAAAGGGCAGCAAGGAUUGCAGAAGGUACAGUUGAGGAUCAAUACAAUCUGUUAGAGUCCUAUGCAGCAGUUCUAAAGAAGACAAACCCUAACACUUCAGUGUGGAUUGAAAGAGAUGUAAAGGGUGAAAAUGUUAGAAGGUUCAAAAGAAUAUACAUAUGCUUUGGUGCUAUGAAGAAGGGAUGGAUAGAAGGCUGCAGACCAAUAAUUGGUGUUGAUGGAUGCCAUUUGAAGACCGUACACAAAGGGCAAUUACUGACAGCUGUUGGCAUAGACGGGAACAAUUUCAUGUACCCUAUAGCAUGGGCUGUCGUUGAGAAAGAAACAAGGGAAGCAUGGACAUGGUUCUUCAAGUUUCUCAAAGAUGAUUUGUGCCUCGUAAAUGACUACACCUAUGUGUUUAUGAGUGACAAGCAAAAGGGAUAUUGGAGGCUGUGAAGGAGUUGUUCCCUAAUGCUAGUCACAGACAUUGUGCGAGGCAUUUAUAUAAUAACUUUAAAGGAGAUGGAAAUGUUGGUCAGGAGCUUAAGGACUUGUUUUGGGCGGCUGCAAGAUCAACCACAAAGAACCAUUGGAUUAAGAAUCUUGAUUCCAUUCAUUCUAAGAGCACAAAAGCCUGGAAUUUCUUGAAAGACAAGCCCGCUGAGCAUUGGAGCAGAUCACACUUCAAGGUUGAGCCCAAGUGCGAUAUUCUACUUAAUAACCAUUGUGAGAGCUAUAACUCUAAGAUUCUCCCAGCUAGGAAGAUGCCAAUUUUGGGAUUGUUGGAGGAUAUGAGAAUAAACUCAAUGAUAAGACAUGCAAAUCGGAGGUGUGCAGGUCCUAGAUGGAAGAGUAAAGUUGGACCUAGAAUUGAAAAAAUUAUGAAAAAAAAUGCAGAUAGAAGCCAUGAGUACACCCCACUAGAGUCUUCGCAUUUGAGGUUUCAAGUUCAAGGAAAAGGGGUGGCUUGCCAAUCAGGAGUUAAUAGUUUGCAUGAUGUUGAUCUCCAAGCAAGGUCAUGUACCUGCAGGAGGUGGGAACUCAGUGGACUUCCAUGUCCACAUGCAUUCGCUGCAAUAUUCUCCAAGGGUUAUAGACUAGAUGACUUUGCGGAUGAGUCUUUUUCGCUAAAGAACUACAUGCUUGCAUAUGAACCUGCAAUAAACCCAAUCCCUGGUGUUGAUGAAUGGGAGGUUGUUGAGAGGCCCAUUUUACCUCCAAGGUACACUAGAGGACCUGGAAGGCCUAAGCUAUUAAGAAACAAGGAACCAGGUGAGCAAGCACCACCUCCUGGAACAACCAAGUUGUCAAGAAGUUACCAUAAGUCCAUCACUUGUUCAGUUUGUAAAAAAGAUGGCCAUAAUAAGAGGACUUGUCCAAGGAGACAGCAACAAGGCAAUGAUUCCCAAGCUGGCGUUCAACCAUCAGAAACUGAUGAUCAGAGUGUCCAUGUGGAGCAAGCUGAAAAUGUUCAAAGUGAUGUGCAAGUUGAAAGUGAUAUGCAUUAUGGAUCAGUGCAGCAAACUGCAAAUGUACCAACACCCUCAAUUGUUGCAAGUGCUUCAUCUUAACCGAUGAUCUCAUCACCACCUCUACCUCAGUCUUCUUUGCAGCCCACUGUUAUCAGAUCAUCUCAUACGUCCAGGACAUUUGUAUGUCCUAAGACAGGGAUGUCAUUCAAGACCAAGUCAAUAGCACAUAAGCCUAAGCCUAAACUUGUGAUAGGAACAAGCACUAAAUCAAAAGCCCAACAAGGACCAAAGGAGGGUUCCAACAAGAAAAUUUGGAAGCCUUGAACUUAACUUCUAUUUUGGACUUGUCUUGUAGUUUUUUUGUCAGUUGAAGCUGGUCUUACCAACAAUGCAGCUAGAAUUAUGAUUUUGUAACCCAGACUGUUAGCAUGUACUGAAUGUCAUUUUGAUACAACUUCAAAAAUUAGACUGAAAUUGCCAAGUUCAAUCCAUGUUCGUUUUAA
This is a messenger RNA of Rosa chinensis, 3839 nucleotides long. RefSeq lists its product as uncharacterized. Bases 632 to 2320 code for a protein of 562 amino acids. NCBI's taxonomy places the organism in Eukaryota, Viridiplantae, Streptophyta, Magnoliopsida, Rosales, Rosaceae. The record is from RefSeq and is a predicted model, not a curated record. The transcript has 5 exons.